UAUCCAGCGCCAUCCCGUCUAAAUAGUCGCCGGCUGCUCAGGCGCCUUUCGCGCGCAUUUUGCGUUUCCUGCGUUGAAUUUUACGGAACAGACGCUUGGACUGUAACGAAAAUGAGCUUGUGGGUGGAUAAACAUCGACCUUCCAACCUUUCGAAACUCGACUACCACCAGGAACAGGCGGCCUACUUGAAGAAACUGGUCCACGGCGGCGACUUUCCACACCUGCUUGUAUAUGGACCGUCCGGAGCCGGAAAGAAGACACGAAUUAUGUGUGUCCUGCGAGAGCUGUAUGGUGCUGGAGUGGAGAGGCUGAGGAUAGAGCAUCAGAACUUUGUUACACCAUCCAAGAAAAAGAUAGAGAUUGUCACUGUUGCAAGCAACUACCACAUUGAGGUGAAUCCGAGCGAGGCUGGCAUCCACGACAGAGUUGUGGUUCAAGAGUUGUUGAAGACAGUUGCCCAGACCCAGCAACUUGAGAGUAGUGCUCAGAGGGAUUUUAAAGUGGUAAUACUAACAGAAGUUGACAAGCUGACUAAGGAUGCCCAGCAUGCCCUUCGACGCACCAUGGAGAAGUACAUGGCAACAUGCCGGCUGAUCCUGUGUUGCAACUCGUGUAGCAAAGUGAUUCCUGCUAUAAGAAGCAGGUGCCUGGCAAUCAGGGUGGCCGCACCAUCUGUUGACGAGGUCAUUACAGUGCUGAACCUUGUUGCACGAAGAGAAGGCAUCACACUUCCAGACACCCUUGCUCAAGCUAUAGCAGCGCAGAGUCAUCGUAACCUGAGGCGGGCAGUGCUAAUGCUUGAAGCGUGCCGAGCUCAGCAAUACCCAUUCUCAGAUAACCAAAAAGUGCGCCAGCCUGACUGGGAGCUGUAUCUUGAAGAAACUGCAAGGAUGAUUGUUCAAGAACAAAGUGUCAAGAGGUUGUCUGAAGUAAGAGCUCGCCUUUAUGAGCUUUUGACCCAUCUCAUCCCACCAGAUGUCAUCUUAAAGGGCCUGCUGAAGCAGGUGGUGGCCAACUGUGAUGGGCAGCUGAAGGGCGAGGUCACUGCCCUAGCAGCACAGUACGAACACAGGUUGCAGCUAGGAAGCAAGGCCAUCUAUCACCUGGAGGCGUUUGUGGCCAAAGUCAUGGCCAUCUACAAGAACUUCCUUGAUGAGAGCAUCUCGGGAUUCUUCUAGCCUGUGGCUGUAUGGACUGAAAUGCAGCUCUGGAAAGAAAUAAAUGUAAAUGUUUCCUUUGUA
Messenger RNA from Dermacentor albipictus, 1242 nucleotides. RefSeq names its product replication factor C subunit RfC38 (gene RfC38). Gene Ontology annotation, biological process: DNA repair; DNA-templated DNA replication. Lineage: Eukaryota; Metazoa; Arthropoda; Arachnida; Ixodida; Ixodidae. Gene Ontology annotation, cellular component: DNA replication factor C complex; nucleus. Gene Ontology annotation, molecular function: DNA clamp loader activity; ATP hydrolysis activity; DNA binding. The record is from RefSeq and is a predicted model, not a curated record.